AUGCAAGGCUCCGUGAUGACGCACGUGAUAUGCCUAUCUUUAACCCUCUGGUCCUACAAAUACCUUAUGAUGAUCACCCUUCAGAACAAAAUUAUUUACAUGCCGAAUAUCCCACCGUUUUCGCGGUCGGAGACUAUCGAUGAUUAUGCGGGGCAAUGCCGGCCUGUACAGUGGACAGAGGAUUCGCUAGUUACGGGUGAUGAUGUGAGGAUUUCGUUAGCUGUUGGGGAGAUUCCGAGGAAUGAAGAUGCACGGCGUGAUGAUGUGGGAAAGGAAGAUGGAGAGAUGGAUGUGGUGGUUUUGUAUUUCCAAGGCAACGCGGCUUCACUUCCGCCAAGGUUCCCAUAUCUUUCAAGGGUCGUGAAAAUGGCAAAUGGAGAUGGAAUGCUCAAUGCCAAGAAUGGACAGAAAAAGAAUAUCACCAUCGUGGCAGUCUCUUACCGCGGCUACUGGACGUCAACAGGCAGUCCAUCGCAGAAGGGUAUUGAGCAAGAUGCGGAUGCUGCGUUGUCAUGGGUUCUGGAGAGAUACUUUCCUUGCGGUUCUCCGCGACGUCGAAAACUGAUGAUAUGGGGCCAAAGCAUCGGUGCGGGUGUAGCAACAAACCUCACAGCGAACUACUUGCACGAUCCGCAUGCAUAUCGAGCACAGUCACAACUAGGCUUACAGAAUGAAAGCGUAACACUCUCCGGCUUAAUCCUCGAAACCCCCUUCACAAACAUGCGCGAUCUCCUCUUCGCCUUCUACCCCCAGAAAUGGCACCCAUACCGCUACAUAAGCCCAUUCGUCCGCUCCCACUGGGACAGUCUCCAGUCGACACAGCGCAUCGCAGAAGCCCCAGCAGACCACAAAAGACCUAGGAUUAUCAUGCUAGAAGCAGGUGUCGAUGAAGUGGUCCCAGCGGGUAACGCAGAGCAGCUGGAGAGACAUUGCAAAAAACUAGGUUUGGAUGUAGAGCGCAAGGUUAUCAGAAACGCGUUGCAUUCGGGUGUUCUUGCGAAGAGGGAUGGUCAGGUUUUGGUGGCGCAGUUUUUGAGGGAUGAUAGUACAUAG
Aspergillus ruber CBS 135680 is the source of this 1053-nucleotide messenger RNA. RefSeq names its product alpha/beta superfamily hydrolase. Gene Ontology annotation, molecular function: palmitoyl-(protein) hydrolase activity. Gene Ontology annotation, cellular component: membrane. Bases 1 to 1053 code for a protein of 350 amino acids. The transcript has 3 exons. NCBI's taxonomy places the organism in Eukaryota, Fungi, Ascomycota, Eurotiomycetes, Eurotiales, Aspergillaceae. The record is from RefSeq and is a predicted model, not a curated record.